Fusarium pseudograminearum CS3096 is the source of this 543-nucleotide messenger RNA. RefSeq lists its product as uncharacterized. NCBI's taxonomy places the organism in Eukaryota, Fungi, Ascomycota, Sordariomycetes, Hypocreales, Nectriaceae. The record is from RefSeq and is a predicted model, not a curated record. The transcript has 2 exons. Bases 1 to 543 code for a protein of 180 amino acids.
AUGCCAUCGUCUACUUUGGAUGACUUGGUGAAGGCACCAGAACAUCAAAUCAGGGCUAUCCUUCGCGCCCUCUGCCAGGACCAGGGUAUUCGCGACCGCGUCCUAGGACACUUGGACGAUUUACUAGCCACUGAUGAUACGCCUACCAACAGUAAGAAGCGCAAGGCUGAUGACGAGCUCUGUAUCUGUGUCCAGUGCGACGAGGCCUUUAUCAAAAGUGAAAAUACUGAUGACACGGCAUGUUAUUACCACUGGGGAGAACUUGAGGUUGACUACGAUGCUGAUGCUUGGGCCGACCACGAUGAAAGUUGCCAUGGGACUAUAGAUACGGAAGAAAUGCGCAAAGAAAACCCCGAUGGAUUUAUCUGGACCUGCUGCGACAAGCCAGGCGGUGGUGAAGCAGGGUGCAAACUUGGAAAACAUGAAGCCGAUCCCGCAAAGUCGAGACGAGAGACGGGGUUUGAACCAAGUGAUUCUGACGAAGAAGAAGAGGAGGAGGAGGAGGAGGAGGAGGAGGAGGAGGAGGAGGAGGAGGAUGAGUGA